UCCCUAGGAGGAGGAGAGGGAGGAGGGAGAGGUGUAGGUCCUCGUAGUGCGCAGGCGCACGGGUUGGAAGGCAGCCGGGCCCCUCCUCUGCCCUGCCACUGGUUAACAGCGAGACAGGCCGUCUCCGCUCCCUCCUCCUCCCCCGGAACCGGCGGGGGCAGCAACACCAGAAGGAGGGGGCAGGAACAACACCGCAGGGAACUGAACGGGAAGCCGACAUGAGGCAAGAGACCAGCCGGCCUCGGCGAUAGACCUGUAUAGUACCAAUUAUUUGCAAACAUGGUGCAGAAAUACCAAUCUCCCGUGAGGAUCUAUAAGCGCCCCUUUGAGUUAAUUAUGGCUGCUUAUGAAAAAAGAUUUCCUACAUGCCCCCUCAUUCCCAUGUUUGUAGGCAGUGAUACUGUGAAUGAAUACAAGAGUGAUGACAAGGCUAUCCAUAUAAUUGAAAGGCGCUGUAAACUGGAUGUAGAUGCACCACGACUCCUGAAAAAGAUUGCAGGAGUUGAUUAUGUUUACUUUAUUCAAAAGAACUCCUUGAACAGAAGAGACCGCACUUUACACAUAGAGGCCUAUAAUGAAACUUUCUCAAAUAGAGUUGUCAUUAGUGAACACUGCUGUUACACAGUGCACCCAGACAAUGAAGACUGGACAUGUUUUGAGCAGUCUGCAAGCCUUGAUAUUAAAUCUUUCUUUGGAUUUGAAAGCACAGUAGAAAAGAUUGCCAUGAAACAAUACACCAGCAAUAUUAAAAAGGGCAAAGAAAUAAUCGAGUACUACCUGAAGGAGCUAGAAGAAGAAGGAACAACAUUUUUUCCUCGUUGGUCUUCCCCUGCUAAAUUUACAUUUGAACAUGGUGCAUCUCAUGUAAGGAGGCCACUGUCCCCUCCAAUCAACAUACCUGAAACCACCAUUAAGGAGGGAGUAAGCCCUAAGGAAAUGAACACUUGCAACAGUGCUUCAGAGCCCACAGCUGGAACCCCUGAUGACAAGCUAGAUGCAGACUACAUCAAGAGGUAUUUGGGAGACUUGACACCACUUCAGGAAAGCUGUCUCAUCAGGCUUCGACAGUGGCUCCAGGAAACGCACAAAGGCAAAAUCCCAAAGGAUGAGCAUAUCUUAAGAUUCUUGCGCGCUAGAGAUUUCAACAUUGAUAAAGCCAGAGAGAUCCUGUGCCAGUCAUUAACAUGGCGCAAACAGCACCAGGUGGACUAUAUUCUGGAUACUUGGAACCCUCCUCAAGUACUGCAGGAUUAUUAUGCAGGAGGCUGGCACCACCAUGACAAAGAUGGGCGUCCACUGUAUGUGCUGAGACUUGGUCAGAUGGAUACCAAAGGCCUGGUGCGAGCUCUUGGGGAAGAAGCCUUGCUUCGCUAUGUUCUCUCAAUAAAUGAAGAAGGUCUGAGAAGGUGCAAAGAAAAUACAAAAGUGUUUGGAAGACCUAUAAGCUGCUGGACCUGUUUGGUGGAUCUGGAGGGCCUGAAUAUGCGGCACUUAUGGAGACCUGGUGUCAAGGCUUUGCUAAGAAUCAUUGAGGUAGUUGAAGCCAAUUAUCCAGAAACAUUGGGGCGCCUUCUCAUACUGCGAGCUCCCAGGGUGUUUCCAGUCCUUUGGACACUGGUUAGUCCAUUCAUUGAUGACAACACACGAAAAAAAUUCCUGAUUUAUGCUGGCAAUGACUAUCAAGGUUCUGGUGGGCUGUUGGAUUAUAUUGACAAAGAAAUUAUUCCAGAUUUUCUUGGUGGAGAGUGCAUGUGUGAAGUUCCAGAGGGUGGGCUGGUUCCCAAAUCUCUGUACCGGACAGCAGAAGAACUGGAAAAUGAAGAUAUAAAGUUGUGGACAGAAACCAUCUACCAGUCUGCAAGUGUCUUCAAAGGAGCUCCCCAUGAGAUCUUUAUUCAGAUUGUGGAAGCUUCCUCUGUGAUCACCUGGGAUUUUGAUGUUUGUAAAGGUGACAUUGUGUUUAACAUCUAUCACUCCAAGAGAGCCCCACAGCAGCCUAAAAAGGACUCCCUGGGGGCCCACAGCAUUACCUCUCCUGGUGGCAAUAAUGUGCAGCUGAUAGACAAAGCCUGGCAACUGGGGCGAGACUACAGUAUGGUGGAGUCUCCACUUACCUGUAAGGAAGGGGAGAGUGUGCAGGGGUCCCAUGUGACUAGAUGGCCUGGUUUCUACAUUCUCCAGUGGAAGUUUCACAGCAUGCCUGCUUGUGCUACAACCAGCCUGCCUCGUGUGGAUGACGUCCUGGCAUCUCUACAGGUCUCAUCUCAUAAGUGCAAAGUGAUGUACUACACAGAAGUAAUUGGGUCAGAAGAUUUCAGAGGGUCCAUGAGCAGCCUUGAAUCAAGUCAUAGUGGAUUUUCUCAGCUCAGUGCUGCUACAACCUCUUCUGGCCAGUCCCACUCCAGCUCCAUGAUUUCCAGAUGGCGAUUUUGCUGACAGCUGUAAAGAAACCGCUUCACUCAACAAUCCACAUCAGCCCAGAGAUGUCUGGCUUUGUAGAACUUUUUUGAGUUGCAGCCACUUCUGUUUGAAGAUCUAUUAAGUUUGCUCAGAAGUGUCCUAUUGGCAUACUUUUCUCUAGAAGUCUAAUGCAUCUUUCAGAGCUCAAAGCACAAACACAUGAGGGGGUCCAUGCAUCACAAAAAGCAAGACUUUUUUUUAGUGGAGUGCCAUGGCAACUAUGACCCAACUAAUCCUCUUCUAUAUAUAGUGUGUGAUCUUAUCUCUGUUAUUUUGCUGUCCCUCCUUCCUGCCAGAACUGAUAAUUCUGCUGGUCCUUCUUUCACUAAACUUAAAUUUUAACAACUUUGCACCUCCUCUGUGUUCAUGAACUUCACAUCAAUUUCUGUAAAUGUUUUGUAACAUAUUACCUCUACCUUGGUAAUAAGAUAACAGUCUUUAAAAGAUUUUUUUUAUUUGUAUCGAUAAAUAAAUGUGAACUGUUUGGGGGUAAAAAGUAUG
Rhineura floridana is the source of this 2961-nucleotide messenger RNA. It is a transcript of the gene SEC14L1, whose product is annotated as SEC14 like lipid binding 1. Gene Ontology annotation, cellular component: cytosol; cytoplasm. The transcript has 17 exons. Gene Ontology annotation, molecular function: RIG-I binding. Bases 280 to 2436 code for a protein of 718 amino acids. Lineage: Eukaryota; Metazoa; Chordata; Lepidosauria; Squamata; Rhineuridae. The record is from RefSeq and is a predicted model, not a curated record. Gene Ontology annotation, biological process: negative regulation of RIG-I signaling pathway.